Messenger RNA from Aphanomyces astaci, 678 nucleotides. RefSeq lists its product as hypothetical. The record is from RefSeq and is a predicted model, not a curated record. The transcript has 3 exons. The coding region runs from base 1 to 678 and encodes 225 amino acids. NCBI's taxonomy places the organism in Eukaryota, Oomycota, Saprolegniomycetes, Saprolegniales, Verrucalvaceae.
AUGGGCCAUACCGGCGAAGGCUUGUUGUCCGCUGCAGAUGAACGCUAUCACGACCCAACUGCUCCAGGCUACUUGGUAGAAGUUGAUACAAUUCGGGAUAAGUGCUUCAAGUUGUGCAAGCACUGGGAUGUGCUCGAAAAGGUCAUCGGCGAUAGAGCAUCGGCCCGGCCUCUCCUCCGUUCAAGUAACGAAGACGAUGACGACUAUUCAGUCGACAUGCUCAACACAUCAACAUUAUCUGAAAAGGGUGAUGAAAAUAUCGUAACUGCAAACGAAACGGCGGAAUACGUUCCAGGCUCACCCCCCAAAGCCACCGGAAAAAGAAAGAGCGAACCGGACAAGUUUGGAUUUGGCUCGGGGAAGAAGAAGCUGAAGACCGAAUCCGGUGGCAAGAGAAGUUUUGGCGUCGGCGAGAGCCUAAUGCAGGGGCUUAAGGCCCAGGCUCAAGUUCAGGCAGAUUUGUCCCGGGAGGUGCUGGCGAGCCGCGCGGCGGAGUUGCAGCUCCGAAAUGAAAAUGAAGAUCGACAUUUUAUGCUGCGCAUGCGUGAAAUUGACCUCAAGGCCAAAGAGCUCAGGCACAAGCAAAUUAUUGAAGAGGCACGUCUCAUGUCGUCCAUGUCGUUUGAUAAAGCGGAUGUGAUGGAGUAUAUUCGUGAUGAAUUGUCCAAAAUUCAAUAA